Molecule: messenger RNA, 1391 nt
Organism: Exserohilum turcica Et28A
Lineage: Eukaryota; Fungi; Ascomycota; Dothideomycetes; Pleosporales; Pleosporaceae
Exons: 1
Source: RefSeq, a predicted model, not a curated record
GAAUCACGCCCGCCUGCUGGCCCGAGGCUCGACGUAUUGCUCGCUCCGUGCCCAUUCGCCCUCCGGCUCGGUCCCGCAAAACCUGUCCAAGCAAGCAUUGCCCACGCCCUGUGCUGCAUCACGCUCAUCAAGUCAUGCAGACGCCUUUGUGGUCUUUUCCCAGCAGCUGCCCUCGCAGUCGCUUGGCUUCUUCGACUCGCCCGCGCCCACGCUCCAAUUCCAUGUUGCCGGCCGCCAUCUUGUCAUCCACCAUUCCAAGGGCCUGCUGACCUCGGAUCGCAAGGCCGGAACAACAGGCGCAGGUGAGUGGAACUUGCCGUGGUCCGUACACGGGUCAGGGUCGUGCUUUGCCCCAGACGUUCGUCAUAUUGAUGCCAGUCUUGGCUUUCCUGAGCCACAGACAUGCGCUUGGAACACUCUCGACCAAGACGUGCAUUUAUCCAUUCCACAGCGUGCCUCUCAUCUCCGUCCUGGAUGGGUUUGCUGUUUUUGUAAAUAGCUCAGCUCCUAACACGCAUGCUUCAGCAAUCUGGAAAGUCACGCCUCUCUUCGCCAACUGGAUCGCCUCGCCAACCAACUUCCUUUUCACCACUUCUUUACUGUCGUCCUCCUCGACUGUGCUCGAGCUCGGCGCUGGCGUCUCCGGCAUCGUCGCCCUGUCCCUCGGUCCAAGUGUGGGCCACUAUAUAGCCACCGACCAAGCCUACGUGUUGAAACUUCUGCGCCAGAACAUUGCCGAGAAUCUCGAAACCGUCUUCCCCCCGCAGCGCAAGGCCAAAAACGCCAAGGGCGGCGGCGGUAAAAGAGGUGGAAAUGCCAGCGAUGCAGCCGGCUCCGGAGACCGCAUCACAACUCUGGAGCAAGAUUGGGAGACGGAUUCGGUAGCACAGCUCCCUCCCGUCGACCUCAUUGUAUCCUGCGAUUGUGUCUACAACGAAGCGCUCAUUGAGCCAUUGAAUUCCACUUGUGCUGCCAUAUGCAAACUGCGAGACGGUGAAGAAAAACCCACCCUGUGCCUCAUAGCACAGCAACUGCGCAGUCCAGAUGUGUUCGAGACGUGGCUGAAAAGCUUCCACGACAAGUUUUGGGUGUGGCAGCUUCCCGAUGCCAUGUUGGGCGAGGGCCUGCGAGAGGGAAGCGGCUUUGUCGUGCACCUGGGCAUAGUAAGAUGAACCUAGACGUAAGCAUGAGAGCAGUCAGCGCUGUGUUGAGAAUAAGCAUCUGCACAAUAUUCAACGCAAGACGUGAUGGCGUGACUAUGGAGCGACAGCAUUGUUGAGAAUACAGUCGGCAGAGACCCCCAUGUUACGAUGAAAUGAUGAUAGUCCUGAAGUGUCAGGCGGGGAGGAAAGAAGGCGUAAAGAAAAUCCAUAGACCAAGAAUAACCCAAA